AUGGCAGGAUUCCAAGGCGAAGGCUACUACGACCGCCGCUAUCGGCAAAACCCAGCCCUGGUCCGCGCUCGUCGCCCGUACCUUUUCAAGAACGCCGUUGCCGGCAUUGCGCUCGCCGCUUUCACGGCCGGAAUUUACGCCUACACAAUUCACGCCAUCGGUCAAGACGAGUUCGAGGACGUCAAGGUGCCCGAGACCCCGAGGCAACCGUCAAACAUCAAAAUCCAGCAGCCAUCUUCGUCAUGA
Molecule: messenger RNA, 246 nt
Organism: Pyricularia pennisetigena
Lineage: Eukaryota; Fungi; Ascomycota; Sordariomycetes; Magnaporthales; Pyriculariaceae
Exons: 3
Coding region: 1-246 (81 amino acids)
Biological process (GO): mitochondrial respiratory chain complex IV assembly
Cellular component (GO): mitochondrial inner membrane
Source: RefSeq, a predicted model, not a curated record